AUGUCAUUUUAUGAGCAGCGACUGGAUUACAUAUCCGCGCUCCCUCUAAAUCCAUUCAUCAUUUCCCAUUCGUUGGCACAAUCGUUUAACAUAUUACAGACUGUGAUCCGCAUCGAAGGGGAGCGAACUUCCGUCCAAAGCCCAAAAGCCUUCAAAGAGGCUAUUCCAGAGCCCUCAAAGCAUGAACGUCUCCCUGAUAUACGGGAUUUUAGGGUGGCUACAUCGUUGAAUCCAUUUCCCGUUAAGGACAACACCGUUCCUUUCUCGGAUGCUGCUGGUAUCGUUGCCAAGGUCGGUGACGGCGUCAGCAAGCUUGCUGUAAGAGAUCAUGUUGUGGGAACAUCUGAUCCUACCAACCUCUUCGGUCAGCAAUCGGAUUGGCUGAAUGGCCAAGGAGGCCCCGUUGAUGGCGUUCUCCAGUCCCCCCAAAGUUUCUCCGAGUGGUCGACUUUGGUCUGUACCGGUGUGACUGCUUGGAACGCCCUUUACGGUUCUGUCCCACUUAGACCGGGUCAAAUUGUGCUCUGUCAAGAAACUGGAGGUGUUGCCAUCACUGGACUGAUUCUGGCGAAGGCUGCUCGCGCUACCACGAUCGUGACAUCAUCCAGCGAUGAGAAGCUUGAAUUGGUGAAGUCUAAGUUUGGGGCUCAUUAUGGUAUUAGAUAUAAGAAGCACCCAGAAUGGUCCAAGGAGGUCAUGAGGCUGACCGAAGGAGAAGAACGCUCCGGAACUAUCGCAGAGAGCAUCAACUCGAUCAAAAUGGGUGGAAAUGUGUCUGUGAUCGGCUUCCUUUCUCAAGCGGAACAGUCCAAGAUGCCUGACGUUGCCAGCAUGGCACUUGCCAAGGCCGCCACUGUUCGAGGUAUCACUGUUGGUUCCACUCAGCUCCUUCAAGAUCUCGUCCGAUUUGUCGCUCGCAAGGGACUGCGUUUACCAGUUGAUAAGGAGUUCCCUUUUACACAGGAGGAUGUUGUGAAAGCCUAUGAAUAUGCUAUGUCGGGAUCACACAUCGGCAAAGUUUGUAUUAAGGUGGCUGAAUGA
Penicillium soppii is the source of this 1041-nucleotide messenger RNA. RefSeq names its product zinc-dependent alcohol dehydrogenase family protein. The coding region runs from base 1 to 1041 and encodes 346 amino acids. Gene Ontology annotation, molecular function: oxidoreductase activity. The transcript is spliced from 6 exons. The record is from RefSeq and is a predicted model, not a curated record. Lineage: Eukaryota; Fungi; Ascomycota; Eurotiomycetes; Eurotiales; Aspergillaceae.